This is a messenger RNA of Rhipicephalus sanguineus (brown dog tick), 844 nucleotides long. Its product is annotated as GTP-binding protein Rhes. Bases 85 to 789 code for a protein of 234 amino acids. Gene Ontology annotation, molecular function: GTPase activity; GTP binding. Lineage: Eukaryota; Metazoa; Arthropoda; Arachnida; Ixodida; Ixodidae. The transcript is spliced from 2 exons. The record is from RefSeq and is a predicted model, not a curated record.
GGGCAGCUCUUAAUAAAUCUACUCUUCUAAGCCCGGUAUUGACACCGCCCUCAUUCUCAAGCUCAGCACCGACACAUAAUUGUCAUGCCGAGCACGGGCCAAAUACCGUUACUCUCAGUGCUCCAGCCUCCGAACGAGGACACGCACAACAACCACCACCACCCGGCCAGAGACCAAUACCGCGUCGUUGUUCUCGGAGCAGCUCGAGUGGGGAAGACGGCCAUCGUGCACCAGUUCCUGUACGACGAGUUCCCCGUUGACUACGUAGCUACAGUUGAAGAGUUCCACACGGGAGAAUACGAAAUUAACGGGGCCUCUCUCACUCUGGAUAUCGUGGACACCAGUGGCAGCUACCCGUUUCCAGCCAUGAGGAGGCUGGCCAUCACCACGGCCGACGCGUUCGUGCUCGUCUACGCCAUCGACGACCCGGAGUCGUUCGAAGAGGCACGCCGCAUCCACGACCAGAUCGUCGAGCUGCACUCGGCCAAGGCUCCCGUGGUCGUGGUGGGCAACAAGUGUGACCUGCCCGCAGCGAUGCGCCGUGUCAGAAGAGAAGUUGCCGAGACCAUCAUCUCCAUCGACUGGGAGAACGGUUUCGUAGAAUCUUCAGCCAAAGACAACAUCAACGUGUUUGCCGUCUUUAAAGAACUCCUGGUCCAGGCCAAGAUCCCGUACGACCUGAACCCUACCGUGGUGAACAAGAGGCGUCGCUCGCUGCCCGUCUACCCGACAAGCCCGAGCAUCAAGGACAAGACGCUGCUCAAGAGAAACAGCUGCGCGGUUUCAUAGCUGCAUGAAAAGUGUCGCUAGUGUCUUAUUCUCAUGAACUCGUAUUCCUGCCUCG